ACGAAAUUUCGGCAACCCUUGAUAAAAUAUCAGAAACGGAAGUUGAGUUUAUUAUAAAUCAAAAUCGACUACCUCUGCCUGUUUUAACCAAGAAUAAUACACCUACAUUGUUAUCCGUUGGACCAUCUGCACAGACAUUUAAAGAACCUAGCUUGUUAUCCGUUGGACCAUCUGCACAGAUAUUUAAAGAACCUAGCUUGUUAUCCGUUGGACCAUCUGCACAGAUAUUUAAAGAACCUAGCUUGAACAAAAUAACUUCAAUAAUAAAUCGAUUACGUUCUUCUAAAAACACUCCACUUGAAAGGACAGCAAGAACUGAUAAAGACUUAAAUUAUUUGGUCCUUAGAUCUAAUACAUUUAUAUAG
This is a messenger RNA of Scutellospora calospora, 365 nucleotides long. Lineage: Eukaryota; Fungi; Glomeromycota; Glomeromycetes; Diversisporales; Gigasporaceae. The record is from the annotation of a GenBank genome assembly.